UUGAUCUGAAGAUGGCUGCACAGUCAGCACCGAAGGUUGUGCUAAAGAGCACCACCAAGAUGUCUCUGAACGAGCGCUUUACUAACAUGCUGAAGAACAAACAGCCGAUGCCAGUGAAUAUUCGGGCUACCAUGCAGCAGCAGCAGCAGCUAGCCAGUGCCAGAAACAGAAGACUGGCCCAGCAGAUGGAGAAUAGACCUUCUGUGCAGGCUGCUUUGAAGCUUAAACAGAAGAGCUUAAAGCAACGCCUCGGUAAAAGUAACAUUCAGGCAAGACUAGGCCGGCCGGCCGGACCCCUUGCUCGCGGAGCCAUGGGAGGAAGAGGACUGUCUAUGGGGCAGAGAGGUUUGCCACGAGGAGCCAUGCGUGGUGGCCGGGGAGCAAGAGCUCUGCUGAGAGGAGGAGUCCCACUCCGAGGUCAGAGCCUGCUUCGUGGAGGACGAGGUAUAUCCCCCAGGAUGGGCCUGAGGAGAGGUGGCAUUAGAGGUCGUGGUGGCCCUGGAAGAGGUGGUCUAGGCAGAGGUGCCAUGGGCCGCGGAGGACUUGGUGGCAGAGGUCGCGGCAUGGCGGGUCGAGGACGAGGGGGCUUUGGAGGUCGUGGCAGAGGCAGAGGACGAGGAAGAGGAUCGGCACGUCCUGCCUUGACCAAGGAGCAGCUGGACAACCAGUUAGAUGCUUACAUGUCUAAAACGAAAGGACACCUCGAUGCGGAGCUGGAUGCUUACAUGGCUCAGACGGACCCGGAAACAAACGACUGAAGGUCGUUCCAAGAGACUGUUGUUGAAGUUAGUGUGUUAUGUCGAUGCCCAUAAGCUAAAAAUGGAAACCCUGAUUCAUGCUGGAAGGACCCGCAGGAAUAGGGAGCGGCCCCGUUUACCAAGAGAUCAGACUUUAGUGUGUUCCUUUAACCUUUUGAUACUCUCUGUUG
Messenger RNA from Cariama cristata (Red-legged seriema), 928 nucleotides. RefSeq names its product chromatin target of PRMT1 (gene CHTOP). Bases 12 to 758 code for a protein of 248 amino acids. The transcript has 5 exons. Lineage: Eukaryota; Metazoa; Chordata; Aves; Cariamiformes; Cariamidae. The record is from RefSeq and is a predicted model, not a curated record.